AUGGUGGCGCGCAGGGUGAGGCCAACUGUCCCAGAGCCAGCUGCGAUUCCAAUAUCAAAGCGCAAAGAAUUGUAUGUCCUCGCCAUCUUUCUAUGGUCACUUUUCCUCAGUGGCACUUUCUUUGCUAUCGGUUGGGUCGGCAACUCGAUCAAUCAAAACGCUGCAGCAAUGUCCCCACAAUCCCCUCCUCCAGCAUCCCCCCCAACAGCCCCACCGGCACUCUUGCCACUUGCUGUGUCAAACGAGAAAGAAUGGCUCAUCGCUACGAGUGGGAUCUGCUACGACCUGACCUUGGCGUUUGCAGGCGGUGAUGUCGGGCCAGAAGCACCAGGCGAUACCGCGGCCGGGUUCAUAGCGGGCAUUGCAUUCAAAUACCAACCACAAACGGCUGUACGCUUCACAGACUACCCCUACCACGAGGCCAAUGUUAUCAACGGCUCUUCGGAGACGACAGCACUCACCUCUGCGAUGUGGAGCUUUAAGAACAUUGCACUUCUCGAGUCGAAUUGCUCGGAUGUGGUGGGGCAUUCCUGUAGUUUUGGCACGAUUAUCUUCAAGGUGGAGACCCACGGCGUCUGCACGACUAGCGGCUCACCAUGUGUGGAAUACACUGGCAACGUCUCAGUAGCCACGAACUCCGUCGAAGGGCUGCCUUUGGCCUUGCGAAGCUUUGCUUGCCAACUGUUUGUAGAUGGCGCGAGUAUGAAGCCCGGAGCAUGCAGCAACUUUUGUCAGCUCAUAAUUCAGGGCGGUGAGUGCAGCGACGAAAACCUGUUUGCCAAUGACGGGGUGAAGGUAUUGCCAUCUAACUUUGUGGGCUUCUUUAGAUAUAAAGCCCCGGCAGGCUCAUAUGCGCCAGGCGCAGCCGUUGCCGUCGGCGCCGGCGGCGCUGUCUGGGCUGGAAUGCAAGCCGAUAUUCUCGGCAAUUUGGCAGGACUGGCACAAAACUUCAUGGUGGGGAUUUUGAAUUUUGUGUGGGGCUUCAGCAAGGGUCCAAUCAGCCGAGUCGUCUGGACUAGGUUGCAAGUGUCGUUGCACCGGCAACUAGCAUUUGGAGGCGGUUGA
Messenger RNA from Emiliania huxleyi CCMP1516, 1065 nucleotides. RefSeq lists its product as hypothetical. NCBI's taxonomy places the organism in Eukaryota, Haptophyta, Isochrysidales, Noelaerhabdaceae. Bases 1 to 1065 code for a protein of 354 amino acids. The record is from RefSeq and is a predicted model, not a curated record. The transcript has 4 exons.